AUGCUUCUUCACCUUCUGCAAUGGUUUCAAGCCACUUUAAAGGCCUCCACGAUCAUUUCCGGAGCCAUAGCUCUAAUUAUUCCACUAUGCAUUGCCUUAGCGGUUGUUAUCAGCACUGGAGGUGUCUUUAUAGCACCGAGGCACCUGAGACACCUGCGAAGGCUCGGCGUAUCCGCCAGCAACAUGGCGGACCAGUAUGAUCCCAAAUUCGACAUACCAGAAGGUACCACAUCCGGUGGACCGAUACGUAUCAAGGCGAUGUACAUCCAUCCCAUCAAGUCAUGCGGGCCUAUCGAGGUGAAUCGCGCCUUGCUCACCAAGUCCGGGUUUAUGUACGACAGAUGUUUCGCUUUUGCAACGGAAAUCAUCAAGACCGACACAGACGCGGGGACGGGAUGGCGAUUCAUCAGCCAGCGCACCAAGCCAAUGAUGUCCCAGAUUCAGACAGAGUUAUGGCUUCCGCAAAUGAAGAGCAAUCCACACGACCCCCUCGUUCAGGCAGGCGGGUGUGUCGUUCUGAAAUUCCCAGACCCGGAUGAUUCUAGCUGGACCACUCAGCUUGAAACUCUUUUUCAUACGUGGAGGCCCUACGCGACGCCAGAGCUUUCCUUUGUCGUACCCCUCCACCCUACACCCGCCCAAAUGCUCGAAUUUCAGAUUGGGCUGAAGACAUUCACCAUCCACAACCGCGAUGCAAAAGGCUUCGAUAUGGGGAAAAUCCCUUCUGUUGCAACAGCGCUACCGAAACUCAAGAAGCUUCUCAGAAUCUCACAGAAUCAAAACCUCACCCUGCUGCGAUGUACGCCGGAUUCUCUUACCCGUACCGAUACGAAUCUGGCACCACUGGACUACAUUGGUUCGCCGGCAGUACACGGCUACACGGAUCAGCAACCUGUCAAUAUUAACAGCUUGUCCUCGGUCCACGCAGUAUCGGCGGUCCUUCCUCCGGAGAAUCAGCCCCUCAACGCACUUCGUUUCCGCGCAAAUAUAUGGAUCACCGGGACGCCUGCAUACGCAGAGGAGACUUGGAAACGAUAUCGCAUCCUGCCAAAGAUUGCUAGUACGGAACUGCGAGCUAGUGUGGCGCCGACGUUGUCUGUUGUGUGCCGCACGUCUCGAUGUACAAUGCCUAACGUUGAUCCGGGGACGGGGACAUUUGACAGAGACAUCCCGCCUCCACACAAGAAAAAAGGUAGACCACAACCAAGCACAACGUUAGUGGAGCACCGUACGGUCGAAUCCGGAAAUAGAAUGGCGCUUGGCUACAUAGGCAUGCAUUGCGUGCCCGAGGAUCGGAGUUUGAACGAGGCUGAGGAACGGAAAGCAGGCUUAUACGUUGAAGUCGGCGAUGAGAUCGAGGUUCUGGAACAAGACGUACAUCUCUAUGGAUCAACGGGUAAUGACUACUAG
Molecule: messenger RNA, 1410 nt
Organism: Ilyonectria robusta
Lineage: Eukaryota; Fungi; Ascomycota; Sordariomycetes; Hypocreales; Nectriaceae
Exons: 1
Coding region: 1-1410 (469 amino acids)
Molecular function (GO): molybdenum ion binding; catalytic activity; pyridoxal phosphate binding
Source: RefSeq, a predicted model, not a curated record